AUGAAACCGGAAUAUGGUUGUGCAGCCAUGUCGACGACACCUCAAAAGAAGUUGAUGUGCUAUUGUUAUUCCGGUGGUGAGCGCAUGGUGAAUGGAGAUGGUGUGUUAGGGAAAUAUUCGGGUGGUGUUUCUGAAGCCACAAUCAUCAAAGAGGGCAUAUCAUUUGACGAGUUAGUUACAAAAGUUUGCUCCCGUAUGGAUAUUAGCCAGGAGGGGAAGACUUUAUUUUAUAGUACUUAUAGGGACAAGUCAAAGCAUUUGCGUAUUAGGGAUGAAGAUGGUGUUGCUAUGUUGUUCCAUUUAAAUGAUGAUGAGGUUGACAUUUAUGUACAAGAAGAUACUGUUAACCAUUUGCCUUGCAACUUAAGCAGCAGGGAGUCGAACUUGUUAAGUUGUAGCCCCUCUACUGGUGGUGGAGGAACUUAUUCUCGUAGUGAAGGUAGCCUGGCUGUUUGCCACGAAAUGGGUUUGGUGCCAUACUCCCAACAACGAGGUGAAGACAUCCUAACUGGGGACGGCCAAUUGUUUGACAACCCCAGCCUCUUUAAGAAGGCUGUUAUUUUAUUUUCUGCGUUGAACAAGUUCACAUUCAAGUAUUUGGACAAUAGUCGUUCAUAUUAUAGGUUGGUUUGCGUCAUUGAUGGUUGUCCAUGGAAGCUAAUGGCUAGAUCGCAAGGCAAGUCUGAACUUAUUAGAGUGAUCAAGCUGAACAACGAACAUUUGCACACUGCACACGACACAGCUUCUUUCAAACCAAGGAUUCGGGCAAAAGAGAUGGGUAUGAUUUUCAAGGACAAACUACUUGUGCAGCCCGAGCUCCUCCCGAGGAGCAUAUGCAAGGACUUUGAGUUAGCGUUCCAUAGUCCCCUAACUUACUCACAGGGAUGGAGGACUAAAGAACGCGCCCGUAAAUUGAUAAGUGGCCCAAUUUCGAUGACAUAUCACUUAGUGUCGUGGAUGUGUGAACGACUUAUACAAUUGAUUCCAAAUACAAGGGCAGUUUGGACUUCGAAUGUCGAUGGCAAGUUCAGCCAACUUUUUGUCGCUUAUGGUUGUAGCAUUACGGGCUUCUUGUCGGGAUGUCAACCCAUGUUGUUUAUUGAUGCCUGUUUCUUGACUGGUCCUUAUCGAGGUAGUUGCUUGUCUGCAGUCGCGUAUGAUGCGAAUGAUCAGUUGUUUCCCGUUGCAUAUGUUGUAUCAUCUGAGAAUUAUGAGGAUUGGCUAUGGUUCAUGCAGAAUUUGAAACAAACUGUUGGCGAUUAA
Messenger RNA from Rhododendron vialii, 1263 nucleotides. RefSeq lists its product as uncharacterized. The record is from RefSeq and is a predicted model, not a curated record. The coding region runs from base 1 to 1263 and encodes 420 amino acids. NCBI's taxonomy places the organism in Eukaryota, Viridiplantae, Streptophyta, Magnoliopsida, Ericales, Ericaceae. The transcript is spliced from 2 exons.